Messenger RNA from Zygotorulaspora mrakii, 357 nucleotides. RefSeq names its product Cox16p (gene COX16). Gene Ontology annotation, biological process: mitochondrial respiratory chain complex IV assembly. The record is from RefSeq and is a predicted model, not a curated record. Gene Ontology annotation, cellular component: mitochondrial inner membrane. NCBI's taxonomy places the organism in Eukaryota, Fungi, Ascomycota, Saccharomycetes, Saccharomycetales, Saccharomycetaceae. The transcript has a single exon. The coding region runs from base 1 to 357 and encodes 118 amino acids.
AUGUCAUUCAGCGGCAAAAAGUUCAGGUCUAGAAGGCAGCAGCUUGCUUACGAUCUUUCGUUCGCUGGAAGAUAUCAAAAACGAAUGAACAAGAAUCCAUUUUUAUAUUUCGGUUUGCCCUUUUGUGGAUUAAUUACCCUUGCAUCUUUUUGGCUAUCAAGCUUCACUGCAGUGAAAUAUGAGCAGCAGGAUCGUAAAAUCCAGGAAAUGAACGAAGAAGAUCUUGUCAAAAUGAAAAACAACCAGCGUCAGUUUGAUAUGAAGGAAGAGUACUAUCGUUUACAAGGUCUGGCUGAUCAGGAUUGGGAACAAGUAAGAGUGCCUAGAAGAAAAGGUGAAUCGGAAAAUGUGUGGUGA